AUGGGGGCUUGCGGGUCGAAGAGCUCAGCCGGCAACAAGGACGGAAAGAGCGCCAAAGCGAGCGGCAAGGGCAACAAGGAUGGAAAGAGCGCCACAGACCGCAAGGUUGCGUGGGAGCGGAUUCGCCAGACGAUUCCGCGCGAGAAGACCGCCGAGGCGAAGCAGCGCCGCAUUGACCUCUUCAAGAAGUUCGACAAGAACGACACCGGCAAGCUGUCCUACGAUGAGGUGUACAACGGCUGCAUUGAGGUGCUGAAGUUGGACGAGUUCACCUCGCGAGUGCGCGACAUCACGAAGCGUGCGUUCAACAAGGCGAAGGACCUGGGCAGCAAGCUGGAGAACAAGGGUUCCGAGGACUUCGUUGAAUUCCUUGAGUUCCGCCUGAUGCUGUGCUACCUCUACGACUACUUCGAGCUGACGGUGAUGUUUGACGAGAUCGACACUUCCGGCAACAUGCUGAUUGACGAGAAGGAGUUCGAGAAGGCCGUGCCCAAGCUCGAGAA
Messenger RNA from Trypanosoma conorhini, 503 nucleotides. Its product is annotated as flagellar calcium-binding protein. Gene Ontology annotation, molecular function: calcium ion binding. The annotation marks the transcript as partial. The transcript has a single exon. Lineage: Eukaryota; Euglenozoa; Kinetoplastea; Trypanosomatida; Trypanosomatidae. The record is from RefSeq and is a predicted model, not a curated record.